GAUGGUCUUCAGGUCUUGGUCUUAUGGUUGGCUUGGAAUUCAUCUAGGUGUUUUCUGUCUAAGUCGUGAUCUAGGUUUUAGGCAGUCGGCAUCGGUAUUAUUUAGGAUAUUGUAUAUUUUAUUUCUGAGAGGUGCUGAUAAUAAAGGCUAUUCUAUUUAUAAUAAAGGUUAAUAUAAUUUAUUCUGCAUUAUAUUUAAAUUUAUAAUUUGCUGUCCAAAUGAUGGCAGACACAGGAAGUGCAAGUGAGAGUGAUUCUAGUUCUAUAGAUGGGGGUCCUAUAAUGAUGCCACCUUCACCCAUCACAAGGGAACAAUUGCAAAAGAGAAUAGAAUCACUUCAGCAGCAGAAUAGAGUUUUGAAAGUAGAAGUUGAAACUUAUAAACUUAAAGUUAAAGGACUCGAGGAACAAAAUCGUAAUCUGAGGCAGGCUUCAGUUAUAAUACAAGCAAAAGCUGAACAAGAAGAGGAGUUUAUCAGUAACACAUUGUUGAAAAAGAUACAAGCAUUAAAAAAGGAAAAAGAAACAUUAGCUCACCAUUAUGAACAAGAAGAAGAAUGUCUUACAAAUGAUUUAUCCCGAAAGUUAACCCAGCUGAGACAAGAAAAAUGUAGACUGGAACAAACAUUGGAGCAAGAGCAAGAGUGUCUUGUAAACAAACUAAUGCGAAAAAUAGAGAAACUUGAAGCAGAAACUUCAGCAAAACAGACUAACUUGGAACAGUUGCGGAGAGAAAAGGUGGAGUUGGAAAAUACCUUGGAACAAGAGCAAGAAGCUUUGGUCAACAAACUUUGGAAACGUAUGGACAAAUUAGAGACAGAAAAGAGACUUCUUCAGAUAAAACUUGAUCAGCCAGUUUCUGAUCCUGCCUCUCCAAGAGACAUUAGCAAUGGAGACACAGCCAGCAAUCUAAGUGCUCAUAUACAGAACCUACGUGGAGAAGUCAACCGUUUGCGCAACCAACUUGCAAACGCUCAACAAGAACAUACUGAGAAAAUGGAAAGAUAUGCUAAAGAAGAGAGGAAUAUUCGGGAGGAAAAUCUCCGUCUGCAGAGAAAGCUGCAGCUGGAAGUGGAGAGGCGUGAAGCUUUGUGUAGGCAUCUUUCUGAAUCAGAGAGCAGCUUAGAAAUGGAAGAAGAGCGUCACUACAAUGAGAUAGCUUCUGUACGUUCUCGCACAGUGUCCAGUCCCAUUCCCUACAAUCCGUCACCCAGCUCCUCUCGGCCUCUUAGCCCUGGAGGUGGAUUGGCAGCACUGGGUGCUCCGGUGGUUCCUGUCGUGCCGAGGUGCUAUGCUUGUGGUCUUGGUACCACUCACCCUGUGCCACCACCAAUAGGUCCAGCCUUCCAGGGACUCCAGGGCAACUCAUCCCCUCCAGCUCCUCCUCACGCAGUUCACCACUUAAGGCCGGGCCAACGACCAUCCGACAGGUUCAUCAAGCCAGCUAUUCCCCCAUACUCUAUACCCUCUCCUCAAGCUCCCACCUCUCCAUCCCCUGCCUCCCCCUCUCCUGCUUCUCCCAUGGACACUUCAAAGUCUUAGUUUAGCAAUAUGGCCUGCCAAUUGUACCACUUAUUCCUCGAUAUAUAAGCUAAUUUUGUCAAGAUAUUUGAAUGUGAUAAAGAUUUUAUGUGCAAAGUCAUUUACUAGAUUGAAGUGAUAUUGGCUUUUAAGAUUUUUAAUGAAAAUGUGUAACUCUAUUAUUGAUUGCAGUGUGGAAAUAUUCCUGACCAGUUGCUAUCUGAAAAUGUUAUUCUUUUGAUGUUAUGGAUCAAAUUAGGCUCCAUUUGUUAGCACUGUAUGUUUGAGCCCGUUUGUUACAUUUAAAUCAUACCAGUUAUUUAUAUUUAAACAGUAGUUGAAGAAUGCUUUAAUGUACCUAAUUACAGUUUUGUGAGGAAUAUUUGUUUUUGUUUUAACAAUUUAAUGCUGACAUCAAAAGGUUGAAAAAUCUUAGUUUUGUGUGGUGUUUUUCCAUUAUGAGGACCUUUGCGGUUUUCCAACUAUACAUUAUUGAAUGUCAUAUUUUAACACUAUACAGCUUAAAAGGCUUCAGGAUUUAAAGGCACUUGCUUUCCAUAUUCCAUAGUUACAUUUAUGCCUCCUUAUAAUGGCUGUAAAUAUGUUUACAUUAACACUUUGAUAUUUUGUUUUAUUAACAAUUAUUUGUUUAAUACAGUUAGCUUGAGUAGUGUACACUUUGGGCAGUAGGUCUUAUCGAGGUAAUGCACAUCUUGUUAAUUUGACUGUAAAGAGUAUAUGACCUGUGAUCCAUGUGAGCUUGAGGUUUUGUGUGUGUGCGUGCAUGUGUGUGUGUGUGUGGAUGAGUCUGUUGGAGUGUGUUAAAAUGACCUAAAACCAUGUAAAAUGUUGCCAACUGCUUAUUGUCAACUUUAUGCAAAGGACUGAUUUAUAAUUUUUUUAAUUGAUUUAACAAUAUUUUCUGUUUUUGGACAACUUGACAUGUAAUUGGUAAUUAAUGUUUAAAAACCAGUUGUUUAAUUUUUCCAUACCAAUAUAUUUUUAGGAAUGAGGCAGUCAAAACAUUUUACUUGGUUUCAUAUUUUUAUAUUGUAUUCAUAAUCUAAUAGUUUGUGAUCAUAAAUCUGUUUAUUUUUUUAUUAUCAAAUGUUAGAUGAGCUAGGCAGACAGCUAAAGAGCAUAGGUGCCUUGUGGCGGGUUAACUUCUCAUGUAGUCUUUAUUAAUUGUUUAUUUUGAUUCAAAUAUAAAUUUUAGUAACUAUACACAAUCACCUUCAUGUUUUACUUUUUGUCUGUUUCAAUGAACCUAGCUUUUACAGCUUAGUUUUGUCAGUUGUAAAAAAUGUCAUAGCUCCUUUAUUUUUUAAUAGGGGGACUAAUUUGUUUUUACCAUAGGAAGUAUUAAUUUUUGGCUUUUAUAAUAUAUAAUUGUAGUAUGAUUUUGAUGUUAUUGUUUAAGGAAUCGUUUGCCAGUUUACCCUAACAGUUAUAUUCCAAUGUUUUAUAUUAACUUUAUUUUGUGUUAGGCGCGGAAGAAUAAUUUACCUUUAUUAAUAUAUUAAUUAGUGUCUAAUUAGUAUAUUAAUUAUUAUUUAAAUCUACAGUGCUAACUUUAUUUUUUUGAAAUGUUUCAUAAAUAAGUGAAGAUUAACCUUCAUUGGCAAAGUUUUCUAUAUCUAUUCCUUAUCCUAUAUAGAUAUUUUUAGUUAAUACUGUUUCACCUUAUAUAACUGCAGAAAUUACAAAACAUUAUUUCAUGACUGUAUAUUUAAUAAAAUGUUAAUCUAUAUAAUAGCUGUUAGUCCUAUGUGGAAAGUUUAUUGUGGUUUGAAUCUAAAAAUAUAAUAACAUUUAUUUGCAUUAUAGACAUGAACCUAAUCAGUAACAAUCAGAUUUGAUGUUUCGCUCAAUUCAGAUUAUGUUGUUGUUGUAUGAAGCAAAAUAAACUUUUUUAUUUUAUUGAUAAAAA
Homalodisca vitripennis (glassy-winged sharpshooter) is the source of this 3450-nucleotide messenger RNA. Its product is annotated as coiled-coil domain-containing protein 6. The record is from RefSeq and is a predicted model, not a curated record. The transcript is spliced from 10 exons. The coding region runs from base 219 to 1541 and encodes 440 amino acids. NCBI's taxonomy places the organism in Eukaryota, Metazoa, Arthropoda, Insecta, Hemiptera, Cicadellidae.